Messenger RNA from Hyaena hyaena (striped hyena), 2118 nucleotides. It is a transcript of the gene MAP3K2, whose product is annotated as mitogen-activated protein kinase kinase kinase 2. Gene Ontology annotation, molecular function: protein binding; ATP binding; protein kinase activity. The coding region runs from base 144 to 2006 and encodes 620 amino acids. Lineage: Eukaryota; Metazoa; Chordata; Mammalia; Carnivora; Hyaenidae. The transcript is spliced from 17 exons. The record is from RefSeq and is a predicted model, not a curated record. Gene Ontology annotation, biological process: protein phosphorylation.
GCGGGGGCGGAGGGGCGGGCUCGGAGGCAGCGGCGGCCCCUACUCGGGCCUGCGGCUCCCUGCGUCCCCGCGGAGCGGCCGGCAGUAAAGAAUGCUGAUGGAAGAACCAUUUUCCUAAUUUUCAAAUUGUUGAGCUGGUUGCCAUGAUGGAUGAUCAGCAAGCUUUGAACUCAAUCAUGCAAGAUUUGGCUGUUCUUCAUAAAGCCAGUCGACCAGCAUUAUCUUUACAGGAAACCAGAAAAACAAAAUCUUCAUCACCAAAAAAGCAGAAUGAUGUUCGAGUCAAAUUUGAACACAGAGGGGAAAAAAGAAUCCUUCAGUUCCCCAGACCAGUUAAACUGGAAGAUCUGAGAUCUAAGGCUAAAACUGCCUUUGGACAGUCUAUGGAUCUCCAUUAUACCAAUAAUGAGUUGGUGAUUCCAUUAACUACCCAAGAUGACUUGGACAAAGCUGUGGAGCUGCUGGAUCGUAGUAUUCAUAUGAAGAGCCUCAAGAUAUUACUUGUAAUAAAUGGAAGUACACAGGCUACUAAUUUAGAACCAUUGGCAUCACUAGAAGACUUGGAUGACACAGUAUUUGGAGCAGAGAGGAAAAAACGGCUUUCUGUAAUAGGUCCCACUAGUAGAGAUAGAAGCUCCCCUCCCCCAGGAUACAUUCCAGAUGAAUUACACCAGGUUGCCCGGAAUGGGUCAUUCACCAGUAUCAACAGUGAAGGAGAGUUCAUUCCAGAGAGCAUGGACCAAAUGCUGGACCCAUUGUCGUUAAGCAGCCCUGAAAAUUCUGGCUCGGGAAGUUGUCCAUCACUUGAUAGUCCUUUGGAUGGAGAGAGCUAUCCAAAAUCACGAAUGCCUAGGGCACAGAGCUACCCAGAUAAUCAUCAGGAAUUUUCAGACUAUGACAACCCUAUCUUUGAGAAAUUUGGAAAAGGAGGCACAUACCCAAGAAGGUAUCAUGUUUCAUAUCACCAUCAAGACUAUAAUGAUGGUCGUAAGACUUUUCCAAGAGCUAGAAGAACCCAGGGGACCAGCUUCCGGUCUCCUGUUAGUUUCAGUCCUACUGAUCACUCUUUAAGCACUAGUAGUGGAAGCAGUAUCUUUACCCCAGAAUAUGAUGAUAGUCGAGUAAGAAGAAGGGGAAGUGACAUAGACAAUCCUACUUUGACUGUAAUGGACAUCAGCCCACCCAGCCGCUCACCUCGUGCUCCAACCAACUGGAGAUUGGGCAAACUUCUUGGCCAGGGAGCAUUUGGCAGGGUCUACCUCUGUUAUGAUGUCGAUACAGGAAGAGAAUUGGCUGUUAAGCAAGUUCAGUUUGACCCUGAUAGCCCUGAGACCAGCAAGGAAGUAAAUGCACUUGAGUGUGAAAUUCAGUUGUUGAAAAACUUGCUGCAUGAGCGAAUUGUUCAGUAUUAUGGCUGUUUGAGGGAUCCACAGGAAAAAACACUUUCCAUAUUUAUGGAAUAUAUGCCAGGGGGUUCAAUUAAGGACCAAUUAAAAGCAUAUGGAGCUCUUACUGAGAAUGUGACUAGGAAAUAUACCCGUCAGAUUCUGGAAGGCGUACAUUAUUUGCACAGUAAUAUGAUUGUUCAUAGAGAUAUCAAAGGUGCAAAUAUUCUGCGAGAUUCAACAGGCAACGUCAAACUGGGAGAUUUUGGGGCCAGCAAACGCCUUCAAACCAUCUGUCUUUCAGGGACAGGGAUGAAGUCUGUCACAGGCACACCUUAUUGGAUGAGCCCUGAAGUCAUUAGCGGAGAAGGCUAUGGCAGAAAGGCAGACAUCUGGAGUGUGGGCUGUACUGUGGUGGAAAUGCUAACUGAAAAGCCUCCUUGGGCAGAAUUUGAAGCUAUGGCUGCCAUCUUUAAAAUCGCCACUCAGCCAACAAACCCAAAACUGCCACCUCAUGUCUCAGACUAUACUCGAGAUUUCCUCAAGCGGAUCUUUAUAGAGGCCAAACUGAGACCUUCAGCUGAUGAACUGUUAAGGCACAUGUUUGUGCAUUAUCACUAGCAGCCAGUGACCUCUACUGUGCCUCUACCCAGCUCCCAUCAAUUCAUUCACCUUCUCUCUGACUGCACUUUUCUUUUUUAUAAAAAAGAGAGAUGGGGAGAAAAAAAGACAA